UGUCCUCAGAUUAAUACUAAUAAAAUUCAAUAUAUAUCUUUGUUGCCAUAGGAUUUUACCAACCGUAGCACCAAUUUCUCUAUUUGCAAUUUGAGGCAAACAUGUUUCACAGUCAUCCUACGUCGAUAUUUUGUAUAAUUGCUACAGAAUUUUGUGAAAGAUUUUCAUUUUGUGGCCUCAGAACUAUAUUGUCCCUGUACCUAAGAAAUGUGCUAUGUUUGCACGAAAACGCGGCAACGGUGGUGUACCACAUAUUCAUAAUGCUGUGCUACACCAUGCCUCUGAUGGGGGCCAUCCUGGCCGACAACUUUAUUGGACGAUAUAAGGUCAUAUUAUAUUUCUCGAUAAUUUAUCUGUUCGGUACCAUAUUGACUUGCUGCUCUGCUAUACCGCCUCUUAUGCUACCGCCUACGACCACUUCGAUGAUUGGUUUGGCGUUGAUUGCUACUGGGACUGGAGGCAUCAAGCCUUGUGUUGCGGCAUUUGGGGGCGACCAGUUUCGCCUCCCAGAGGAGAAUCAGAGACUGCAGAGGUUCUUCUCCACUUUCUACUGCACAGUGAACCUGGGCGGGUUCAUGGGCAUGAUCGUGACGCCUGCGCUGCGCAGGAGCGUCAUGUGCUUCGGCGACGACGCGUGCUACGCGCUGGGCUUCGGCUUCCCGGCGCUGCUGGUGCUCAUAUCCAUUGUGAACCUGGGCGGGUUCAUGGGCAUGAUCGUGAAGCCUGCGCUACGCAGGAGCGUCAUGUGCUUCGGCGACGACGCGUGCUACGCGCUGGGCUUCGGCUUCCCGGCGCUGCUGGUGCUCAUAUCCAUUGUGAACCUGGGCGGGUUCAUGGUCAUGAUCGUGACGCCUGCGCUGCGCAGGAGCGUCAUGUGCUUCGGCGACGACGCGUGCUACGCGCUGGGCUUCGGCUUCCCGGCGCUGCUGGUGCUCAUAUCCAUUGGUUAG
Messenger RNA from Ostrinia nubilalis (European corn borer), 950 nucleotides. RefSeq names its product solute carrier family 15 member 2-like. Gene Ontology annotation, molecular function: dipeptide transmembrane transporter activity. The transcript is spliced from 7 exons. The record is from RefSeq and is a predicted model, not a curated record. Gene Ontology annotation, cellular component: plasma membrane. NCBI's taxonomy places the organism in Eukaryota, Metazoa, Arthropoda, Insecta, Lepidoptera, Crambidae. Bases 102 to 950 code for a protein of 282 amino acids. Gene Ontology annotation, biological process: dipeptide import across plasma membrane.